CAUGCGCGGCUCCCAGAGCGCAGCGAUCAGCGGUGCGCUGUGUCCCUCGGACACAGCGGAUCACCUAUCCACAGAAAAAGCCGAAGAUGUCGGCCCAGUCAUGUGAUCAGCUGUGUCCAAUCACAGCUGAUCACAUAGCACUGAUGAUCAGUGUGCCCUGAUGAUCAGUGUAGCCCCAGCAGUGCCACGUGUCAGUGUCCAUCAGUGCCACGUGCCAGUGCCACAUCAAUGCCACAUAUCAGUGCCUACCAGUGCACAUCAAUGCCACAUAUCAGUGCCCAUCUGAGCUGCCUUUCAGUGUCACCCAUCAGUGCCGCCUAUCAGUGCCAGUCAUUGUUGCCUAUCAGUGCCAUAUAUCAGUGCUGCCUUUCAGUGCCCAUCAGUGAUGCCCAUCAGUGCCACCUACCAGUGCCUCCUCAUCAG
Staurois parvus is the source of this 423-nucleotide messenger RNA. Lineage: Eukaryota; Metazoa; Chordata; Amphibia; Anura; Ranidae. The record is from the annotation of a GenBank genome assembly.